This is a messenger RNA of Formica exsecta, 1207 nucleotides long. RefSeq names its product zinc finger matrin-type protein 2. Gene Ontology annotation, molecular function: nucleic acid binding; zinc ion binding. Gene Ontology annotation, cellular component: spliceosomal complex; U4/U6 x U5 tri-snRNP complex. The record is from RefSeq and is a predicted model, not a curated record. The transcript is spliced from 5 exons. Gene Ontology annotation, biological process: mRNA splicing, via spliceosome. NCBI's taxonomy places the organism in Eukaryota, Metazoa, Arthropoda, Insecta, Hymenoptera, Formicidae. The coding region runs from base 124 to 654 and encodes 176 amino acids.
GGUACGUUCAUAGUCAAUGAUUAUGGAAUACAGUGAGAAUAGAAAACAGGCGGAGAGAGAGACAUAAUAUCUACGCAUUUUAUACAAAUAUUUUAUGAUUCUGGGAAAAAAGAUAUUGCGACCAUGUCUACGCGACCUGAUGAUCACCGGAGAAAAUGGAACCGGGAGGAAUAUGAAAGGAUUGCACUUCAAAGACUCCAAGAAGAGAUCGCGGAGGAAGAAUUGGGGCUUCCUAAACAACCAGCAGUUAAAAGAGAAUUGCUAAAACAGAGAGAUUACAAAGUUGAUCUCGAAUCAAAACUAGGAAAAAGUGUUGUCAUCAAUAAAAAUACGCCAUCAUCACAAACUGGAGGAUACUAUUGCAAUGUCUGCGAUUGUGUUGUCAAAGAUUCCAUCAAUUUUUUGGAUCACAUUAAUGGAACAAAACAUCAACGUAAUCUGGGUAUGUCUAUGAAAAUAGAGCGAUCUACAUUGGAGCAGGUUAAAGCAAGGUUUACACAAAACAAGAAAAAGCUUGAAGAGAAAAAGAAGGAUUAUGAUUUGGAGCAGAGAGUAAAGGAAUUAAAAGAAGAGAUUAUUUCUCUAUUAUUCACAGGAAGAAAAGAUCAAAGAAUACAGAAAGGAGAAGAGGAAAGACAAGAAGAGGAAGAUUGAGGAACUGGCAGAGGAUGAUGCAGGACCCUCUGAUGAAAUGGCCGCGAUUAUGGGAUUCUCCGGCUUCGGUUCGAAAAAGAAGUGACUUUUUCCAUCUAUCCUUGAGAAAGAGAAUGUUGAUUCUUUAAGAAAGAACGUUGCCGAUAUGAUUUGUGGACAGUUGGAAAAAUGGAGAACAGUUUUAAUUCCAGUUAUUGGAAUUUAAGGAUGCGAUCCACGAAUGUGAGUUUGUGACAUAUUUUUUUCAUUUGUCCUAGAAUUUCGUGUUUAUUCGAGACGAGAAAAAUAGCUAUCAAUUACAAAUCCGACCAAUGUAACAAAUCACAUGAGCUUAAACUGUAAUUUAAGAUUAAUUAAAAUUAAUUAAGAUUAUUUGGGCACAAAUUUGUGUGAUGUAAAUAAUUUAAGUAUAUUCUCGAAAUGACUAUAUCUCUGCUAAACUCCUUUAUUAUAAGAACACAGAAUCUUACGUAUGAUUGUCGCCAAAGGAGAAUGUAUGUGUCAUGAUUGUAGAAAUAAAAUUUAUGAGAAGUUGAGUGAGAGACAGAAAAAA